CACUCAUCAAUUCUCAAUUUACUCAGAACAUGUUUUACUCGUGAACGAUGCGAUGGAUUUUUAAAUGAAUUAAUUACUCUAAACAAGGUUUAAUAGCUAAUUUUCUACUUAGGAUGUUACAGGCGUUCUGGAUUUUUAAGAAUAAUGUUUAUACUAGAGAUACUCUUAAACAUUGAAGAUGAAAAGUCUACUUAAAUUCAUUUCUUUGAGCUACUUGAGCCGGCCUAAGUUUAAAAAAGCGCCAUCUUGUCGGCUGCUUACUUCAUCAGCGCAAACGUCAAGCUCCUUCGUGAAUUGCUUAAAUUUAACUUAUCGUUCUUGUUUUGUGCUUAAUUCGUGCGUUCCUGGAACAGUAUGCCCAUCCGUGCUGUUUUAGACAGUUUCUCAACUUCGAUCUAAUAGGCAUUUAAUUCGCCGUAACGUUGCCCAGCCAACCUACACAAAACAUUGUCAUCUACCACCACGGUACCAACUUGAAACUUGCAUAUUGCGAUACAUGGAGCAUUCGGGAUUAAGUUUUCCUAGAGUUCGGAGACUCACAGGACCUCGUGAGCUGCAUCCUCAUAUGAAAAAACCCAUCACGCCAGCUCCUGCAUCUCCACCAGAAACGCUGGCUGAACGAACUCCUGUUUCAUUCAAUUCUUUGGACGAGAAUGUAGUUCCAGUCGCCAAAGUGCCAUCUAUAAAUGUAGUUGCUGAUCCUCCCUCACAUCUAUCGAGCAGGCCUUCACUGUCGACUCCGCAUGGCUCUCGUCCUCUUCCUUCGGCACGACAAGCCGUAACGGUUCAUCGUCCCCAGUUACCCACUCCUCUUCCUUCUUCCAAUACUUUCGACCAGUCUACCUUUGAGCACGCCAACGAUGUUCAUUCGCUUCCCAGUCUUCCCGUUGCUCCUGCACAUUCCAAUCAUUUGCAUUCCACCAAAAUCUCGUCGCAUACCCCCGUAAACCUUAACAAUUACGCUCAGCGAUGCUCCUCCUUGUACGAACCUAGCAUUCGUUCAACGACCCCUUCUCUCCUUCAUCGUUCAAGUUCCCAAAAACUCUGUUACGGCUGUGGACAACCUCUUCGCGCUGGUCGCAUCAUCACCGCUGCUAACCAAAAAAUGCAUCCAGAAUGCUUUCAGUGUGCCACAUGCUCACAAUGUUUAGAGCAUGUUGGCUUCUUCUUUCGUGAGGGCCAGUUUUAUUGUCAUUUAGACUACCAUGAGCAGUUCAGUCCUCGCUGUAAAUACUGCCAAACUCCCAUUGAAGAUCGUGCAGUACACAUUAAUGGUGACUGGUUUCACGAGAAUCAUCAUUUCUGUGCUGGGUGUUCUGAAGUGUUUCAAAGUAACACGCCUUGCUUAUACCGUGAUGACCUGUACUGGUGCCAGAAUUGCUAUGACAGCAAGUACGCAGUCAAGUGCGAAAAGUGUCGAAAGCCCAUUCUCGGUAUCGGCAUUCGUGCUAUGGACGGCGAGUACCACGAUUCUUGCUGGGCUUGUGGUGCCUGUGGAAAUCUUUUGGGUAAACAAGGGUUCUUUAUUAUAGAAGAUACACCUAUUUGCCGUAACUGCAAAGCAAUUUCUGUCAAAUUUCACUUAAAGUAAGUUUCUCGUUCAUUUUUUUGUAUACUCAAACUCCUGGUAUUUAGCAUUCUGCUACUUGCUCAUAAAAAGCACAUUGAAAGUGCAACCAUACUCCUGGUUAAUGUUACAUGAAGUUCGUUUACGCUCACCUUCUAUCUACCUUUUAUAUAUGCCUUUUCAUUUUGUUCCCAUUUAGGUUUCUCCUCGGUCUACGUUUUCCUUUCACGGUUCCAAUUACACACUUAACGCUCAAUAUUUGACGACUAUUUUUGCAAUGUCGCAUAUGCCAUUCGUACUUUUUUGUUUGUACGUUCAACAAUCUCAGACAACCAAAAAAAAAUUAUAUAAAACUUUCAAUAAUCAAAUGAAUUGUAACAAAACCUCAGUAACCAUAUAUCCC
Messenger RNA from Schizosaccharomyces japonicus yFS275, 1970 nucleotides. RefSeq names its product paxillin-like protein Pxl1. The record is from RefSeq and is a predicted model, not a curated record. Gene Ontology annotation, biological process: mitotic actomyosin contractile ring assembly; actomyosin contractile ring organization. The transcript has 2 exons. Bases 497 to 1591 code for a protein of 364 amino acids. Gene Ontology annotation, molecular function: GTPase regulator activity; F-bar domain binding. Gene Ontology annotation, cellular component: mitotic actomyosin contractile ring; medial cortex; cell division site. NCBI's taxonomy places the organism in Eukaryota, Fungi, Ascomycota, Schizosaccharomycetes, Schizosaccharomycetales, Schizosaccharomycetaceae.